This is a messenger RNA of Centruroides sculpturatus (bark scorpion), 684 nucleotides long. Its product is annotated as calcium-binding protein E63-1-like. NCBI's taxonomy places the organism in Eukaryota, Metazoa, Arthropoda, Arachnida, Scorpiones, Buthidae. The record is from RefSeq and is a predicted model, not a curated record. Gene Ontology annotation, molecular function: calcium ion binding; enzyme regulator activity. The coding region runs from base 107 to 559 and encodes 150 amino acids. The transcript has 6 exons.
UUUUAAAAAUUAUGAAACUAGAAAUUAUAGUAAAUUUAUUAUUUAUAUUUUUUAAUUAAUAGUGUCUCAAUCAGAAUAAUUUAUUGAAUUUGCUGAAUCAUUCGAAAUGGAAAAUUAUCAGUUAUCAGAUAAUCAAAUUCAAGAGUUGAAAGCUGCCUUUUCCAUGUUAGAUAAGAAUCAAGAUGGUAGAGUUAGCGCUACAGAAAUUAAAUUUAUGCUAGAUAAUUUUGGUAUCUGUCUAACAGAUUCCACAAUACAGCAUCUUAUACAGCAAGCCAGUGGAAAUAAUGACGGACUAAUAGAUGAAUCUGAAUUUCUUGCGUGGAUGGCAUCCCACCAGCAAGCAUUGAUGGACGAUGAGACCGAAGACCUCCUCGCAGCUUUUAGGGUGUUUGACAGAGACAGAAAUGGAUAUAUCACACGGGACGAAUUAAAAGUGGCAAUGGAUCUUAUCGGUGAGCCAAUGUCUGAACAACAGCUUGACGACUUAUUGGAAUUGAUUGACGUAGAUAAUGAUGGAAGAAUUAAUUAUGAAGAAUUUGUCAAAAUGCUCUUAUAAAAAUAAUUCUACAACAAAUUUUUGGAAGGAACUAAAAGCAAAUAGUUACUAUCAUUUGUUUUGGGUGCUUGUAUUGAUGGAAUAUAUAUAAAUUAUAAAAAAUUUUCUAUAUCUUUGUAUUUGUU